Molecule: messenger RNA, 1629 nt
Organism: Caenorhabditis elegans
Lineage: Eukaryota; Metazoa; Nematoda; Chromadorea; Rhabditida; Rhabditidae
Gene: str-148
Product: Serpentine receptor class r-10
Exons: 8
Coding region: 514-1506 (330 amino acids)
Biological process (GO): detection of chemical stimulus involved in sensory perception of smell
Cellular component (GO): ciliary membrane
Source: RefSeq, marked reviewed
GACAAAUCGGCAAUUCCCCGGAAUUGAAAAUUUUCGGCAAAUCGGCAAACCGGCAGUUUGCCGAUUUGCCAAAUUUGUCGACAAAUCAAUUUGCCGAACGGCACUUGUUGCCCAUCUCUGAUUUACAACUCGGCCCAUAGCGUAAUUAAAAAUGUUUUCACUGCAAUCGAAUACUCCUUUUUUAACAUAUAGUUUUUCGUUUUUCAAUCAUUAAAAUAAAGUGUAUUCAUUUGUGAUCGGUUGAAUAUGACUAAUAAUGGGAUGUAUUUUAAAAAAAUACGAUGUACCCACUACACUACGUUUUUUUGUAUCUGUUUUUAUAAAGUAGUGUAUUCAUUUGUGAUCGGUUGAAUAUGAUUAAUAAUGGGAUCUAUUUUAAAAAAAUACGAUGUGUCACUACACUACGUUUUUUUGUAUCUGUUUUUAUAAAGUCUGUUUAUAAAGAAGCAUCUACUACUAACCCGUUUAAAAACCACUCACAACUUUUUCAUUUCACUCCAAUUUUCCACGAAAAUGCUUUGGCUGCAUAUCAUACAAUAUUCUGGGUUUUUUAUGGCUCAAGUGACCAAUGCUCUUUUGGUUUAUCUCAUUUGGACAAAAGCUGAGAAGCUUUUUGGAACGUACCGUCACGUGAUGUGUACAUUUGCACUGUAUUCCUUGGUUUACGCAUGGAUAGAGGUUCUAACUCAACCUGUCAUGCAUAUAAAAGGACCAAUAUUUAUUGUAAUUAUGGAUAGUCCGUUGAAAUAUCAAAAAUGGAUUGGUAAUGAUUUAACAUGCUUGUACUGUGGAUCUUUUGCUCUGGUGAUUUCUCUCCUGGCAGCUCAAUUUUUCUAUCGUUAUGUAGCCAUGUGCAGAUCGAAUUUUCUGCAAAACAUUGAAGGCAUCAAGUUGACAUUUAUUUUCAUACCAUGCCUAGUAUGCUUUGUUUUGUGGUUUGAAUUUGUUUAUUGGGGAAUGUCAAAUACUGUUGAGAAACAGUUGUACAUGAGAGAAGAAAUAGAAGCUUAUUACAAUGAAGAUUCUACGAAAGUCUCGUUUAUUGCACCGAUGUACUGGUCGGUUGGAACAAAUGGUGAGAAGAUUUGGAAGUUUUGGGAAAUUAUGUCUUCUGUGGAAUGUGUUUGUAUAAUUGCUGUUUGUUUUUCAACAAUUUUGUUUUGCGCAUCAAAUAUUUAUUUUACAAUGAAAAGUGCCAGUGGACAUAUGAGCCGAAAAACUUUGGAACUAAAUCGCCAACUGUUUAUCACUCUUACAUUUCAAACAAUUCUACCUUUUGUAAUGAUGUAUAGUCCUGUUGGAUUAUUGAUCGUUUUGCCAUUAUUCGAGGUCUACGUUGGAAGCAUUGCGAAUUUUGUUGGUGCAAGUCUAGCUGUCUAUCCAUCACUUGAACCGUUGAUUGCGAUGUUUUGUAUUAAGGAAUUCAGGAAAACUGUUACAUGUCCCUCACUUCGAAAGGUGACUCCAGCAACUGUCUCUUAUACUACCAGUUCACGUGCAGUUUGAGUUUGUUUCAUCAAACCCAUUAAAAAGAAAUUAAAUUGCUUAUCAGUUAAUUUAUUUUUGAAAAAUUGUAUUGACACUGAAAAAACUAAAAACAUAAUGUUUUAAUGUCUCUCUUAAAAAUAA